This is a messenger RNA of Odocoileus virginianus texanus, 3033 nucleotides long. The record is from RefSeq and is a predicted model, not a curated record. Lineage: Eukaryota; Metazoa; Chordata; Mammalia; Artiodactyla; Cervidae.
AUGGGCACCCGUGACGAUGUACCCCCUGCCAAAGUUCCGGCUCCCGUGGCUGUGUACUGUGGCAGCGUUCCCCAGAGCAGUGCUGGGCCCCUUGCUCUCCCGGGUGGAAGCAGUGACUCCAGCCUGAAGACUUUUGGAGAAGCCUCCCUCCAGCCAGUGCCCAGCGCCCUCCUGGAGAAGCCGUCACAGCUCUUGAGUGGACAUGGAGACCCUGGCAGCCUCAAGCUGGAUGCUCCCCUGAAGGGCUGGCAGGCCAGGAACGGCCACCCCAGGAACCUCGCGGCUCUGUCUCCGGGUCCCCACCCACUGGUGCCACUCCCCUCGCUGGAGUCAGAGGCCAACAGUGUGGCCCGGGACACCACCCAGAUCAAGGACAAGCUCAAGAAAAGGAGACUCUCGGAAGGCUUGGCAGCAUCUUCCCGCGCCACUCUGGAUCCCGGCGGAGGCCCCAAAGGAGUUCCCCUGCGGACUGCCAUCCCCCGGGCCACAUCUCAGAGGCUGCUGAGGGUGUCCAGGCCAAUGCCACCCAUUCAGAGCAUCCCCACCACCCCAGAAGCCAGCGGAGCCAAGGAGAAGGGCCUGGGCCCGCCCACAAGCUGUCAGGGUCCCCAGGAGCUGAGACCCGGUGCCCAGGAGGUACAGAUUUCCAAACAGUACUUGCACUGCAAUGAUGAGAAGAUGCACAAGUCCCUGGGGGGCAUUGUGAUCCCACCCAUCCCAAAGACCAAGGUGCCUGCUGGGACCUCCUCCACACCUGGCUCCCUUCCCAGCCUCUUGCCUCUAGGCCAGGACAUCCUCACGGGCCUGAGGCCCCCCACCACACGAUUGGUCCGGGAGCGUGGGCCUCGGGAGAAGACCCCCAGAUCUCUGGAGCCAAGACCUUUGAUUCCACCUGUCAGAGACAGGUCUGCUGCUCCUGAGAAGCCUGCCCUGCCUUUAUCUCAGUCUGCUCCGAUGCUGACAUCCUUCUCCUUCAGCCAUGCCAAAGAAGCUCACCCCUUGUUAAAAGAGGAGGACCAGAAGGGGAGUGGAACCAAGAUUCAGGUCACCAUUGCCAGGUCUGCCCAGGAGAAGAUGAGGCUGAAGCAGAUGAAGGAGAUGGAGUUACUCCGCAGGGCAAAGGAGCCGGAGAGGGACAGAGAGCUCACUUCCCAGAGCCUGGGCUCCCGGAGGACCUUGAUGAAGGAAGCUCAGUCCUUACCCGCGGUGCUCACUUUGGGGUCUCCUGAGUGGGAAGAAGAGGAGGAGGAGACGGAUCUUCGAGCCUUCAGGGAGUUGAGGCCUUUCUCGAACCCUGAGCUGGGGCUGGUGGAUGCCCUGCAUAGCCUGGAGAGCAGUGACUGGCAGAUGAAGGAGAGGGGCCUGGUGAGCAUCCAGCGCCUGGCAGCCUGUCACUCGGAGGUCCUCACCGGGAGGCUACAUGAUGUGUCCUUGGCCGUGACCGGGGAGGUUACCAACCUCCGCUCCAAGGUGUCCCGCCUGGCCAUCAGCACCCUGGGAGACCUCUUCCGGGCCUUGAAGAAGAACAUGGACCAGGAGGCCGAGGAGAUCACCCGCUGCCUGCUCCAGAAGAUGGCAAACACCAGCGGGUUCAUCCAAAGGGCAGCCAACCGGUCCCUGGGGGCCAUGGUGGAGCACGUGACCCCCGCCCGCUCCCUGGUGGCCCUCACCUCCGUGGGCAUCUACCACCGAAACCCCUUAGUCCGGAAAUGCACUGCCGAGCACCUGUCGGUCGUCCUGGAGCAGAUAGGCGCCGAGAAGCUUCUCUCAGGCACCAGAGACAGCACAGACAUGCUGGUGCACAACCUGGUGAGACUGGCCCAGGACUCCAACCAGGACACCAGGUUUUACGGCCGGAAGAUGGUGAAUAUCUUGAUGUCAAACACAAAGUUUGAUGCAUUUCUGAAGCAGUCCCUCCCAUCCCAUGACUUACAGAAGGUCAUGACAGCUAUUAAACAGCAGGGACUAGAAGGUGGUAAUGAAAUUCCAUCUGCCAAAGACCGCAAGGUGUCGAGAAGUCUGGUGGCAUAUGAGAACGGACUGCCUGGCCAGGACGGGCUCAGCUCCAAUGGCCCACGGCUGGUGGGGCUGCGCUCCUCCAUACGGGGUGGCUUGGAGAUGGUGGAACAGCUACGGGAGCUGACUCGGCUGCUGGAGGCCAAGGAGUACCAGUCUCGGAUGGAAGGUGUGGGGCGGCUCGUUGAGCACUGCAGGGCCAAACCAGAGCUCAUCAUUGCCAACCUGGUCCAGGUCUUUGAUGCUUUCACCCCAAGGCUUCAGGAUUCCAACAAGAAGGUGAACCAGUGGGCGCUGGAGUCCCUCGCCAAGAUGAUCCCCCUCCUGAGAGAAAGCUUACAGCCCAUGCUGCUCUCCAUCAUUAUCGCUGUAGCAGACAACCUCAACUCCAAGAACGCAGGAAUUUAUGCGGCUGCGGCAACGGCGCUGGAUGCAAUGGUUGAGAGUCUAGACAACCUUGGCCUUCUACAAGUGUUUGCAGGACGAGUGCGCUUCCUGAGUGGCCGCGCUGUGCUUGAUGUCACAGAACGUCUGUCCGAGCUGGUGGCCUCGGUUUACCCCCGGAAGCCUCAGGCCGUGGAGCGCCACGUCCUUCCCGUCCUCUGGCACUUUCUGAGCAGCAUGACGGGGAACGGCGUCCUGCCCGGGCACAGCGGGAACGUCCGCACGGCCGUCUGCCGGCUGUGCAGGAGCCUCCAGGAGCAAAUGGGCUCCCGGCUGCAGGACUUGGCUGCCGGCGAGCCAAAGCAAGUCCUCAAAACGCUCCAGGAGCUCUUAGACACAGAAUCCCCGUGAGGCAGCUCAAGAGGUCACCGCCACGGGGAAGGCAUCUGACAGCAGGACAACUGGCAGCUCACACCUCUUUCUUCUGGAUUAAAGGUGGAUCUGGAAUGGGCAACCAUUAUUUUUAUCUUAUUUUAUUUUUUAUGAUGGAAUGAUCUCCUGGUCUAUUUUCCCUUAGAGUUCCAGAUGGAUAUGGUAUAUUUUGAAGUAGAAAUAAAAGAAUUGUUUAUUUUU